GCGAUUAAAAUUAUGCUCGUGUAUAGAGGAACAUAAAGCAACUUCUGUGUCUGUUAAUUUAUCAUCAUGUUGAUCUUUAAUCUGUUACUUUCAAUACUGAUUUACAAGACACUUGGUGCAAAGAAAGAAUAUAUUCUCGACACUCCCAUGUGUAAGAUUCCGAAAUUAGAUCCAUUGAGCGAAGAAGUCAAAAUAUUUAUCCAUUCACAGUCAUACUUAAGCUGCAGCAAAUCUCGUCUAUUAACUGUUAUAAAGAAGAACAAUUCUGAGUCCGCUACAUUACACAUUAGGAAUGAAAUGAAACUCCACUAUGGUUCCAACUUUACCUGUUGCUAUUCUUACGUAACAAGAAACGGAUCUGAAGACGAACCCGAUGUUGGAAUCGAAAUAUCAUCAUGUGAGCCAUUCAACAACGAUGUACUCCUGACCCACGACAUUGUCAAAGUCCGGUGCAUUAAAAAAACAGGCAAGACUUCCAAAAUGGUUUACGAAAACGUCCACAACCCCAUCAUUUUAAAAGAAUCCGUCAAAGACAAAAUGGAAACCACAAAAUCGUCUACACCUCUGAGUGUCUUAAUUGUUGUCAUAGAUUCCAUGUCCAGACUCAAUUUCAUUCGCUCUAUGAAACAAACUUACACUUAUCUUCGUCAAAACAAGUUCGUCGAAAUGAAAGGUUACACUAAAAUUAACGAUAACACCUUGCCAAAUUUCAUGGCUCUUCUUACUGGUUUUGACUCAUCCACAACUGAGACUAUAUGUAAACCCCAAACUGUUGGUGGUUUGGAUGAAUGUCCCAUGAUUUGGUACGACUACGGUAAGGCAGGUUAUAUCACAGCCUACGCUGAAGACAUGACUGAUAUUACAACUUUUAACUACCUUUCUAAAGGUUUUGUAAAUCCGCCUACGGAUUACUAUUUCAAGCCUUACAUGGAAGCUACGGAAACCCUCACGAUUCGACACCUUAAUGAAAUGCCAUACUGCACAGGUCCGGAAUCGCAAGGUGAACGCAUUUUAAACCUAGCUAAAGAUUUUGUCACCACUUUUAAGAACGUGCCGACCUUUGGCAUCUUUUGGAUGAAUAGUUUCAGUCACCAAAGCGUAAACGCACCUCGUGGAAUGGACAACAAAGUAAAGAAUUUUUUUGUCAACUUAAAGAAGAAAGGGGUAUUCAACGAAAGUAUAGUUAUUAUGUUGAGUGACCACGGAGUGAGAUUUGGCAAAAUUAGAACAAGCAACAGUGGCUGGUACGAAGAACGAAUGCCGAUUAAUAUGAUUUCAGUACCAGGAACGUUUCAAGAGAAGUUUCCGCUCGAGUACUGGAACCUUGUGGAAAAUUCGAACAAGUUGACGAGCACUUACGAUUUAUUUUUAACUUUAGAACACAUUUUGGUUCUAUCGGGGAAAACAAAUAAAAGUAGAGAAAUUUCGUCCUGUCCGAAUUGCUCAUCACUUUUCAGCAGCAUUCCGAAGGAUAGAACUUGUAUGGAUGCGGGAAUACCACCGGAGUGGUGCACUUGCAUGGGACAUUUUCGUAAUAUUAAAAAAGAUCAUCCAUAUGUAAAAAAUGCGACGGAUUUAGCAUUGGACAUGAUACGUGUUACCAGUGCUCAAGACCCGUUUGCUGAAUUCAGACCUAAAUUAGGUCAAGUUUUGACAGCUAGUACUUCUGAGUCUACGUUAUUGAACAAAACAGAAAAAACAUUAUUUGUUACUUUUCACACAAAACCAAAGUCGGUCAUUUUUCUGGUAACUGUCAUUUUCAACGAUUUUGUUACAAGUAACUCCUCGGUGUACGUAAGCAGAAUUGAUAAUGGCCGUUUACGUGACACUAUGUUCGAACAAUAAAAUAUAUCACUGUACUAGGUAUAGUUAUAGUUGUAGUUGUUUUUGAGAAAAUAUA
Zophobas morio is the source of this 1900-nucleotide messenger RNA. RefSeq lists its product as uncharacterized. The coding region runs from base 67 to 1845 and encodes 592 amino acids. The transcript is spliced from 3 exons. The record is from RefSeq and is a predicted model, not a curated record. Lineage: Eukaryota; Metazoa; Arthropoda; Insecta; Coleoptera; Tenebrionidae.